AGCGGUAUGGGUUGGAACACGUUGCCAAGUGGAAUUUUGAGACCUGGAAUGAGCCCGACCACCAUGACUUUGACAACGUGUCAGUGACAGCCAAUGGAUUUCUCAACUACUACGAUGCCUGCUCAGAAGGAUUAAGAGAAAUCAGUCCUCAGCUGAGACUGGGAGGCCCCGGAGACUCCUUCCACCCCUACCCCAAGUCCCCUCUGUGCUGGAGACUGCUCAGCCACUGCCACAAUGGAACUAAUUUCUUCACAGGAGAGACGGGCGUGCGGCUGGACUACAUUGCCAUGCAUAAGAAGGGAGCUGGGAGUUCUCUUCACAUCUUGGAGCAGGAGAUGGAAGCGAUGGGACAAAUUCAGACGUUCUUUCCCCGUUUCACCUCCCUGCCUGUAUACAAUGACGAGGCGGAUCCCUUGGUCGGAUGGUCGGUUCCACAGCCAUGGAGGGCAGAUGUCACCUACGCAGCUCUGGUGGUGAAGGUUAUUGCCCAGCAUCAAAACCUCCUGAUUGCACAACCCAACAACACCAUCAACUACACUUUGCUGAGCAACGACAACGCGUUUCUGAGCUACCAUCCGUAUCACUUCACCCAGAGGACGCUGACGGCACGUUUCCAGAUGAACAACACCAAACCACCUCAUGUCCAGAUGGUGAGGAAGCCGGUGCUCACAGCGAUGGGCUUGCUAGCACUGCUAGGAGAGGAGCAAGUGUCGGUUGACAUCUCCAGCGGUGAAUCUGAUGACCCGAACAGUAUAGGAGUCCUGGCCAGCCUGCACAAACCUGCCGCCCCACAGUGGUCUGACAGCUGGCAGGCAGCCAUAUUGCUCUAUUCCAGCAACGAUAACCAGACGUCCACCAACGUCAGUGCCAUGACAAUAAAUGUAACCAACUACCCCAUCUGCAAAGACCUUGUGUAUGUCACUUACUACAUGGAUAACAACCUGACCAAUCCAUAUCUGCAGUGGAAGAAACUGGGAGCUCCAGCUUUUCCUUCACCAAAGCAAUUCCAGAAAAUCCGAGAAGCUGAGGACCCUGUGGUGAAAGGACCAUUUCCCCUUCCCGAAGGAGGCAGUUUGGUACUGAAACAAGAGCUCCCUGUUCCAGCUCUCUUCCUCAUCCAUAUUUGUGCAAGACCUCAUGCUGGUCCUGACCAGGUGAGUGGUGUUCGCCUCAUCAGUCUCGCGAGGAGACAAGUUCUGGUCCUGUGGGAUGACGGCUGUGUGAAUUCAAAGUGUCUGAAAACAUUCGAAGUCGUCUUCUCACAGGAUGGGAAAGCUUACCACCCGAUCAGUGUAAAAGACAGUAUAUUUACAGUGCUGGUCUACAGCCCAGGAACAAGAGUGACGGGAUUUUACAAAGUGCGUGCCAUCGACUACUGGGACCGAAGAGGCCCAUUUUCUCUGCCAGUGUACUACCGUGAAGAGUCUUAAAAGGAAAACACGCAUGUCCUAUACAGAGUCUUAAGUCUGCUAACCGACAGCUCGUUCAAAAGGCAAGCGACAACUCUUGCUGCAGUUUCUCUCGUUCCUCUUGAACAUCCCCACCUCUUUGUUCUUAAGCCUCCUGUCUUGACAGAUGAAGAUUCUUGCUUCGGACGACUCCAGCCCCCCUUAUCAGGAGGGUUCCCAGUACCAGCCCUGUCAUUAAGUGUGGUGGGUGCCUCGUGUAUCAGCUUUUGGAUGCCAUUUGAGUGGCAAAGCAGUUACUUAUUAUCAGGAGUGGACUGGGAGGUGAAAAACUGGCCCCGGAACAAGCCUAGCU
Messenger RNA from Gekko japonicus, 1761 nucleotides. RefSeq names its product alpha-L-iduronidase-like. Gene Ontology annotation, molecular function: L-iduronidase activity. The record is from RefSeq and is a predicted model, not a curated record. Lineage: Eukaryota; Metazoa; Chordata; Lepidosauria; Squamata; Gekkonidae. The annotation marks the transcript as partial. The transcript is spliced from 10 exons. Gene Ontology annotation, biological process: carbohydrate metabolic process.